AUGGCGGAGAUCAAGAAGUACACGUUCGCUGAAGUUAAGACACGUAACGGUCGUGGCAAGAAUCCAGUCUGGAUAGUGUACAAAGACUCAGUGUAUGACGUCACUUCUUAUAUACCAGAGCAUCCAGCGGGAGACGUCAUCUUAGAAGAGGCUGGACAAGAUGCGACGAAGGCCUUCGAUGAUUCCGGACAUUCAAAAUCAACUUACAAAAUGUUAGAGCAAUACAAAAUAGGAGAAAUUGUUGACGCGGAAAGGAAAUACGACGCAAACGGUAAAAAGAUAAAACGUGUGAUCGAAGCAAAACCAGAAGAAAGUAAUAGGAAGAGUUGUAUGAACAUUAUAACCUGCGGAUUACUUGGAUGA
This is a messenger RNA of Danaus chrysippus (African queen), 363 nucleotides long. The record is from the annotation of a GenBank genome assembly. Lineage: Eukaryota; Metazoa; Arthropoda; Insecta; Lepidoptera; Nymphalidae.